Messenger RNA from Empidonax traillii (willow flycatcher), 6363 nucleotides. It is a transcript of the gene TTC3, whose product is annotated as tetratricopeptide repeat domain 3. The record is from RefSeq and is a predicted model, not a curated record. Gene Ontology annotation, molecular function: protein binding. The transcript has 46 exons. The coding region runs from base 114 to 6074 and encodes 1986 amino acids. NCBI's taxonomy places the organism in Eukaryota, Metazoa, Chordata, Aves, Passeriformes, Tyrannidae.
CGGCAAAGCGUGAUUCGUUGUGAUCAUGUGAAGUGCCGCGAAGCACGGGUUGUUUUCCUCUUGCCUUCCCCUCGUGUGUUCCUCACCAUCCUUCUCUUCCAGGGUGCUGUGCCAUGGCUGAUCCCUGGUCCAUACCCGACCUGGCAACCCUGGCUCUGUACCGUGUGGAUACACCUUACCUGGAACUGGGUCAUGGAACAUUUGGUCAGACAGUGCUGCCUAAUCCUAAAACAGGUGUUGAUCCCUGUGAAGUUUGGUGCAAUCAGCCUGUGGAGAGAUUGAGGGAAUAUUGCAACGUGAUUAAAAUCCAAAUGCUUUGGCCUCUCCUCUUCACCCAACAAAGCACUUCUUUCCAAGGGCAAUUUGGUUUGAUGUUUCAGGAAUGGCAUCUGUGGAAGACAAUCUGUGAGUGUAAUUUUUUGGAAGACCUUGCUGAUUUAAUUAAAAAAGUUGUUAACAUUCCACACUUUAUCAGUGGCAUAUUGAAGAUUGGCAAUGGGAUAGAAAAUGGUUUCUUUCAGCUGGAGGAGGCCCUGGAUUGGAUCAGAUGUGUGGGUGAUGCCAACAUCAUGAAGGGCCUGGAGGAGCUGGGGGAUUUUGGCCGCCUUAAACUCGUAGCCCUUUUUACUCAGUGGGAACGUUCCAUCACUAAAGUCGCGUUGGAAGGUUGUGAUUUAGUUGAAGAAUUGAAAGCUCUGACCUGUGAGAGCUCCAGGAAGGACAGUGAGUUGAUGAAACAGAAAGGAAAUGAUGAAUUUUCCCGCCGAGCCUUCGUUUCUGCAAUAAUCUCAUAUACCAGGGCCAUAGAGCUUUGCCGUACAAACCACCUCCUGUAUGGAAACAGAGCUCUCUGCUUUAUCCUCACAGGAGACUAUGGGAGAGCUGUUGCUGAUGGGAAGAGAGCCAUUAUUUUGAAGCCUGAUUGGCCAAAGGGUCACCACCACUUCUGCAAGGCCCUGUCCUUGCUGGGGAGGCACCAGCAGGCCCUGGAGGCCAACGAGAGGGCUCAGGAGCUCUGCAGGAACGGCCCCGAGGGGCUCAAGGAGCUCGUCCAGCAGCAUCAGCAGCUGAAAAAGGAGUGGGAAGAAAUGAAUGGUCCCAAACAACGUAAGCAGAAGGCAAAGAGGUCUCUGCUGGAGAAAAAAGACUGCAGUUCUUCAAAAUCUCACGGAAUGACCUCUCAGGGGCAAAAAGAAAUAGAAAAAAACAGAAAGAGAGCACAGGCUGAUGCCAAAGGUCCUCAAAAACAGGAUGCCAAGGUGACUGACACCCAAAGACCAGAGAGCAAAGUUUCCACGCUGGAGUUGCCACAGAACCAAAGUCAUCAAAAUAAAAGAAGGCAAAAACCCAAACCUGGUGACUCUGAAAAAAUGAGGGAUCACCUUGAUUUGAAGAGGGAGUCUAAAGCCGUGGAAGAUAAAAACCUCUGCCCUGUGCCACAGAUGGAUUUCAGUGCAGAGGACGUUAAAACCCCCAGGAACAAGGGAUUUACAGCCUCCAGGGACGAGUGUGCCGGUGAUAAACCCACCCCUCUACCCCUGCUGAGAGCUGUGGAUGCUGCAGAACGUCAGGUGUCCCAGGUGGAUUUUAAUGCCUUACCAGAAGGGGUGACGUCCCUGGCUCGGGAUGGUUGUGCAGCCCUGAUGGAGCAGCAGUGUCACAGUGCAGAACAGGCCUUUUCACAGCUGCUCAGCAUUCUCUAUACUUCCGAAUUUAGGUAUAUGAAUAUUCAUAAUAUUAAUUAUGUCAUAAUCAUUUAUGGACAUGCCACUGCCCUCCUGGGAAUAGGACAACCUGAGGCGUUGGCAAAGGCCGAAGAGCAGUUUAAGAGAAUAAUUGAAGAAAACCUCGAUGAAAGGUGCUUUUGUUUGGCACACUAUGGAAUCGGGAGGGUUUACCUCAGGCAAAACAGAUUUGCGCAUGCACUCGAUCAGUUCCUGAGAUCAAAGCUGAUGAUUGAUUUCAAGAUGGUCCCUGGGGUGUUAACGUGGCCGGCGACAACUCAGGUCAUCGAGGAGACACGGACAGAGAGUUUGCAGAUGGCUUUGAGGAGCUGUAUCGAGGAGUGCAAGUUCCCUCCGGAGCCAGACGCUGUCUGUCGGUACCAGCAGUGCCACGGCCACUCCAAAAUCCAAAUAUUUUUCACAGACCCGGACUUUAAGGGUUUUAUCCGUGUUAUCUGCUGUCAGCAGUGCAGGGUGGAGUUUCAUAUCAGCUGCUGGAAAAAGCUGAAGACAACAAGCUACAGCGAUAAAAAUGAUAAAGAUUUCCUUAAGGAAUUGUGUUUUACUCCUGAUUGUAAAGGCCUUAUUUCAAAAAUACUUAUUUUCAGUUCUUCUGGUCUGCUAAAAUGUGAAUUUGAACAAAAAAUCACCAAGCCCAGGGGACCACCAAGGGCCUGUAUUAAACAGAAAUGUUCAAGCAUCAGGAAGUUGAAAGCCAAGCAGGAGAAAAAACUGCGGCGGAAACGCGCGCGGGAAGAGGCUCGGAAUUCCGCCAGGAGGAAAGCGGAGGAGAAGCAGGAGGGGAAGGAACGCUCCGAGCGCGGUCCCAGCCGUGGUUAUGGCCCAGAUUUCUCUGCUGGUGACCGGGUCCUGCAGCACCUCAGCCGGAACUCGGAGCAGAUCCAAACAGCAGUUGCUGAUGCUGCCAAGUUACUGAAGGAAUUACUGUCCUGGUUUGUCAUCAGCGAGGAGGAUUACACCUCAUAUUCCCAAAUCAGCAGCAAGCCCAGGGAAGUGAUGGAGCAGCUCCUCAGCCACUUAAUCCAGGAAAAAAACCGGGUCAAAACCAGGGGGUUCAUCCACGUGCUGAGCCAGCUGGAAGGAGUGGAUCCCAAACUGCUCAAGUGGCUGAAGCACCUUAAUAACUUGGGUCUGACAGCAACAAAAAACUUCCUCCAUCAGUACGAGCAGUCACUGCAAGAGCUUGACUUUGCUGUUUUAGCCACCCUGUGGAACCAGAAGUAUGGCAGGAGAUUUGAUUAUGUGCCAGCCCCUUGGGAAAAGCAAGAGAUUUGGGAAUAUUUCCUAAAGCCCCCCUUAGAGAAAUCCCGUUGUUUUAUAUGGCUUUUAGAGGACAACAGGGAACGUUUCCCGUCCCUUCAUCCAGCUUUGGAUGAAUUCUUUGAUAAAAUGGAUGACCCAACCAUUAUAUUAAAGAAGCAGGGAAAUGAAAAUAUAUCAAAUAAUGAUAUCAAAGUUAAAAAUAAAAACAGGAAAAAGAACUUGAAAGACUCGAGGUCUAUUUUAGUAUUAUCCAGUGGAGUUAGUACAGCCCCACGAGAAGAAGAGAAGAUAUUUAUAGAAGGAAAUACUUUAUAUACAGAUUUUACAAAUGAACCCUUUGUAAUCCCAGAAUAUCUCCAGGAGCAACUGGAGGAAUUUGAAGCUCUCUAUGAAGUUUCAAAUAGUAACAGUUAUAAUAAUAAUAAUAAUAAUCCAGAUGCAAUCUGUGAGUACUUAUAUGGGUAUUUCUCUCAAAUCUUGGAAGAACAUGGCCCUCUGGAAAUUAAUAAUAAAUUACUAAUUGGGGAAUAUGAAAAUUUCCCCGAAGGAACUCGAAGGGUUGUGGAGGAUCAAGGGGGCCUGGAAUCUUUCCUCCUGAAAUCCCUCCGUUUCAUUAUGGUGGAUAAUCUGAUUGGCUUGAGGAAGCACUCGGUCCUUUUCGAGGGAAACACCAACGGAAGUGAAAGUUCUACAGAUGGGGACGUGCCAGGAAACCAUUCCCAGAAAAACCUGCGGUUAAAUCCGGAUGCUGAGGAAUUCAAGCCCCAGUCCUACCCCGUCCAACCCCAUAUACCCCCACCACCUGACUUAAAUUACGAGACUCUCCAGUACCUGCCCUGUUCCUUCCCUGCUUCCUGGAGAUCCAGGAAUUCCCUGCAGAGCCAGAGCAUCGAAUCCACGGAAAACCAGUCGUUGAUUGCGGACAUUUUACUGAAGGAAAGCUCCGUGUUUGUGCCUCAGACCUCCUGGGGUUACCAAUAUAGGAGGAUAUUGCCUGUGCCUUUCCCAGUGCCUGUCCUGCCACGUGUUGCCAGGCAGCCUGGAUAUAUUUAUGCUGAUCCUGCAGCUCCUCGGGAUAAUCGGGAAUCGGCGAUUUCGGUCGGAAAACACAUCCCAGCUGAAACCCAAACGUGUGAAAACCCCGGGGCCCACUCGGAGAACUCGGCUGACACGGUGCAUAAAGAGAGUUUGGCUGCUCCAGGUAGCUCAGAUGAGGCUGAAAAUGGUAAACAGGGUAUUAAGGUGGAAAAAGGAAGCAAAAGUAAAUCCGGAAUGAAGAGCAACCCCCAUGUGAGGAUGGUGGCUGUUCAGGUAAACCAGGAAGUAGCUGAUAGGGAAACCAACACCUUGCCUUUCCAUCCGUUUGAAAACCAACCAGGAGAUAUCCUGCGUGUGGAAAAGGAGCACCACGUGCUGCAGGAACAACUGAAAGAGGCUGAGGAGAAAUUUGAGCAGCUGCAAAGCCGAAGUUCGGAGGAAGUCAGGGCUUUGGAGGAGCUCCUGAGGAAAAGUGUGGAAGAGACUGAGGUGUCCCAGAAUGAACUGGAUUGGUUCCACCAGGACUCGGAGGCACAGGGCAAGAAGUGGCAGCAGGAGAAGAAGGAGAACCGAGACAGCCUAAAGGCCCUGAGGAGCACAGCUAAAAAACACACAGACACCAACGAGAGGUAUUUGAAGACCAUUAAUGACAAAGAAAAGCAAUAUAAUACGUAUUUAAACACAUUUCUGGACACCAGUAAUAAAUUUGCUAAUGAGAAAGUAAAAUUGGAAGAGCUUAUAAAAAAGAGUCAAGAUGACUGCCAGGAGUGUGUGAAAAGAGCUGUUAAAGCAGAGAUCUCAGUAUUCCAGAACUGGAAGGAAGCUGAAGUUUGGAAGCUCAGUGGCACCGUGGCCAAAGCAGAAGCAAAUCUCAAGAUGCUGAAGGCCCUGGGCAGCAGCUCAGCUUCAGCAGCACCUUUGCUGAAGUCACAGAUUGAUUCCUGGGAAACUUUUAUUUCCAAUGUAAAGAAGCAGCUGGAAAAAGUGGAGGCUGAGUAUGAGGAGAAAAUGGAGCUGGUGAGAAGUGGUGCCCAGAUUUCCCUCACCAAGGUGGAAAUUAUGGAUAUUCCCUCUCCUCCCACUGUCCCAAUAAUGCCAGCCAGCCCCUCGGUCAGCGACCCAGCCAUCCUCACCUAUUCCUUGGCAUCUGCACAUCCCGCUCCGCUUCCCGCCUUCUCCAGUCCUGAAGCUCAAGGUGCAUCCUUUGGAAGCCAGCCUGGAGCUAAGGCAGCACCUGCCACUGCUGAGGCUCCUUCUGCAAGUGCUGCAUCCGUGAAAACGCAUCCCCAGCCUCCAGAGGGAUCCCAUUCCAACAAACUCCCCUCAUCUCACCCAGCAGGGAUUUCUGGGGGCGACGCUGGGCCAGCCCAGAACCCCCAGGAUGCCUCAGCUCUGCAGCCAAGGCCUCCUGCACUUCCAAACAACAAAAAGCUUCCAAAAGCGCUGGAAAAUAUCAUUGCACAGCUCCAGAGUAUAUUCCCAAAUUACAGCAGUUCAGAUUUCACUCCUUUUAUAAGAGAAGUGCAGAGAAGAAACGGGAACACCCUGUCAGGUCUGAGCCGCGAUGAGGUUCUGAACCGAGUGACGGAGCUGAUCCUGGACCAGCAGAGCCAGGCACCAACUGCAGCAGGGAGAGCCUCUGCCCCACCAGCCCCCACCGGAGCACGGAGCCGGGAAGUGGCUGCAGAAAGAAACGCCCCCAGUCCCUCCAGAGCAGCACCUGCACCUAAAAACACCUCCAAUAAAAACCCUUCUCAGCCAAACCUCCAGGCCUGGGGGAAUGUUGGAGCGACACCUAAAGCCAAAUGGAAAAAGCAGGACGAUACAGCCUCCAGUGAGGAUCCCUGCACGAUAUGUCACGACGAGCUGAGCAGGGACUCGUGUGAACUGGAGUGUGGGCACCAUUUCCAUAGAGAAUGCAUCAGGACGUGGCUCAAGGAACAUUCCAGCACCUGCCCCAUCUGCCGUGUCCACGCUCUCCUUCCCGAAGACUUCCCUGAGCUUCCUGCAUGGAACAAGUUCACCUAGUGCUGGCUUUAUUUCAUCGCUUUAUUAUAAUAAUGAUAAUAUAAUAAUAAUAAUAAUCAUCACAAUCAGAAGAUGCAGAGUGGUUGCAGAGUAACCCCAGAGCUGAGUUGGGAUUUAACACUUGGCAUUAAGGCACAGAUUCCCAAGAUCCAGCCCUUUUCCUGGUUGCUCCCUGAGUGUGAGAAGCUGAUGUUGGUUCAGUGCUGGCAGCUCACAAAACUGGCCUUUUUUUAUCAUUAUUAUUUAAUUGAAAAGUAACAAAUCUGUUUUAUCUGAAAGGCCAGAGCAC